Messenger RNA from Gryllus bimaculatus (two-spotted cricket), 576 nucleotides. Lineage: Eukaryota; Metazoa; Arthropoda; Insecta; Orthoptera; Gryllidae. The record is from the annotation of a GenBank genome assembly.
AGCUAUAUUAUGAAAAGGAGUACAAGAUCUUGACGUUGCUGGUGGAGCUUGUGAACCCCUCUGAACCUGAGAGCUACGCCGGCGGUAGCGCAGCUACUGAUGAAGAACGCGAUCGCGGACGAAAACAUGCUGUGGCCCUACGCUAACAUCAUCUACAAGACCGAAGACAGCGUCGGCUGCCCGGAGUCACCGCAGUGCGAGAUCCUCAUGAAGGCCAUGGAGCACUACCACCAGAAGUCCUGCGUUCGCUUCAAGGAGUGGACCGGCGAGCGCGACUACGUCAAGAUCUUCUUCAACCCCGACAGCGGGGCGUGCUGGUCGCCGGUGGGGCGCACGGGCGAGGGCGAGCAGCUGCUGUCGCUGGGGCAGCGCUGCUGGUACCUGGGCAUCGUGGUGCACGAGCUGGGCCACGCCGUGGGCUUCUGGCACGAGAUGAACCGGCCCGACCGCGACGCCUGGAUCCGCGUCUUCUGGAGGAACAUCCUGCCGGGCUUCGAGACCGCCUUCGCCAUGCACGACGCCGCCUCCGUCAACACGCUGGGCGAGCGCUUCGACUACCGCUCCAUCAUGAUGUAC